GGGCUUUAAGGCGCUCCUGUGGACCUGCGUACUGAGAGGACGCGCCAUCCCGCCGUCCUUAUCCGCUACUGCAGCCAUUAAACCCAAGUAUAAGUAUUUAAAAUAUUAAACGUCUCCGUCUUCACGAGCUUUGACUGCGUCUUCCCCUGUCACCGCUUUGCACGGUCAUCGUGCAAGGACUUGCAAAAGGGCCAUGGCGCAAAAUGGGUUUCUUUUAACGGCACUUCUUUUUUGCUCGGCGUGGGCAGGACUUUUGGCUCAGGACAAAAUUAAGUUCAGAGAAUGCCCUGUGGACCUGUUCUUUGUGCUGGACACAUCGGAGAGCGUGGCCCUCCGAGGCGUCGCACACUAUUAUUUCAACAAGAUCAAAGCCUUCGCUACGCACUUCAUCGAUGAACUCAAGGAUUUUCGCCAGCCAUGUGAUCGACAUCUAUCCUGGAAUUCUGGAGCGUUGCACUACAGUGAUGAGGUCGAGCUGGUGAAAGGCCUGACGGAAAUGAGUCCGGGAGGUCGCAGCGCACUUAAAAAAGCCAUAGAUUCCAUUAAAUAUAUCGGCAAGGGAACAUACACGGACUGUGCCAUUAAGCAGGGUAUUGCAGAGCUGCUCAUAGGUGGCUCUUACUAUAAUGAGAAUAAAUACAUUGUGGUUGUGACGGACGGUCACCCAGUCAGUGGUUAUAAAGAGCCCUGUGGAGGGAUUCAAGAGGCAGCAAACGAAGCCAGGCAGCAUGGCAUCAAAGUGUUUUCUGUGGCCAUCUCCCCAGACCAGGAGGAGUCCAGAUUGUCCGUCAUUGCCACAGACUCGAGGUAUAGGCAGAACUUCACCGCUGUGGACAGCACCAGUUCCACACACAUGAACACAAUCCACACCAUCAUCGACAUGAUCACCAAUGAAACAAAGGAUGUGUGUUGCUCCUUUGACUGCACUGCACCGAGUGGUGACCCUGGCCCACCUGGUCUUCCUGGGAACAGAGGGGAGCCUGGAAGACAAGGGCUGCCAGGAGAGAAAGGAGAAGCUGGGCUACCGGGACGUCCUGGUGAUCCUGGUCCAGUUGGUUAUCAAGGCAUGAAGGGAGACCAAGGAGAAAGAGGAUACAAGGGAGAAAGAGGCCACAAGGGCUUCAAGGGUGACAAAGGACAGCCUGGAAGAGAUGGAAUUGAUGGGCGUAAGGGUGAGCCAGGGUUUGAUGGUCUACCAGGUUGCAAAGGGUCACCCGGGCAGGAUGGUUUGCAAGGGGAGCCAGGCCCGAAAGGAGACCCUGGUCCUUAUGGACUAAAAGGAGGAAAAGGAGAGUCUGGUGCAGAUGGUGGAGCAGGGAGACCUGGUAACUAUGGAGACACUGGAGGCAAGGGUGACAGAGGACCAAGAGGAGCUAAUGGGGAUAAAGGAGAAAGAGGAGAUGAUGGAGCACAAGGACCAGAUGGCCCAAGAGGCGACAGAGGUAUAGCAGGCGAGAAAGGUGAACAAGGCUCCCGUGGGAACAGAGGACCCAGAGGAGAACCUGGUGAGCCAGGUCCUCGGGGCGAGACAGGACGUGAGGGAUCAUCUGGACCUAAUGGUGACCCAGGUGAGACAGGAAAGCCUGGGCCUCCAGGUUACCGUGGAGAUGAGGGUCCCCCAGGUCAAGAGGGUAGUAAAGGACCCAGAGGAAUCAAAGGUGCCCCAGGAGACAGAGGCCUUAUUGGAGAGAGGGGAGUAGAUGGACCACCAGGAAAUGGAACAGAGGGUUGCCAUGGUUUCCAGGGUUAUCAUGGUCCCAGGGGAGAUCCUGGAGAGCCUGGAAGCAGAGGAACACCAGGGCCCAAAGGGGAUGAUGGGGAACCCGGUGAACCUGGUUCAGAUAACACUGAUCCAGGAGAGCCUGGGCCAAAAGGACCAAAAGGACAUAGAGGUCCUGAAGGAUUACCUGGACCUCCUGGACCUCCUGGGCCCCCUGGAGUUGAUGACUGUGAGAUCCUGGAUAUCAUCAUGAGGAUGUGCUCUUGUUGUGAGUGCAAGUGUGGACCCCUGGACAUUACCUUUAUUGUGGACAGCUCUGAGAGUAUCGGCGCUAACAACUUUGCUAUCGCUAAGGACUUCAUCAUAGCUGUCAUUGACAGACUGAUCAGAGAUCAACAAGUCAAAUUUGGCUUGAGCGAGUCUCGGAUUGGUGUGGUUCAAUACAGUGGAGAAAAGGCUCAAGAGGUUGUGAAGCUUGGUGACCCCGACAUCCGGAACAUAACAGCGCUCAAGCAGGCUGUUAGAGAGUUGCGUUGGCUGGCUGAAGCCACCUACACCGGAGAAGCCCUCGGGUAUUCAUGGGAUAAUAUGAUCCAUCGGCUGGGAGCAGACCAUUCAAAGAGUGUCGUGCUGGUCCUGACUGAUGGUCGUUCGGACACUAAGAGAGACAAGGUGCCUCUAAACGUACUGUGUGGCCGAGGCCUACGGGUUGUUGGUGUAGGUGUUAUAGACUAUUCUGGUAGACAGCCCAGCAGUGAUCAGGUGGAAGACGUGAGCUGUUCAAGUGAUCCGAGUAAACCAGGUGCCUCUUUUGUCCUUAACAACUUCGGCAUGCUCCUGGAUGAUACUUUCCUCCAAAACUUGACCGACACAAUGUGUCAAGACAAGAAAUGCCCGAAUUACACUUGUCCAAUUUUCUUUAAGAAUUCCACAGAUAUUCUGAUUAUGAUGGAUAGCUCAGCUAGCGUGGGUGCCAAAAACUUUGAGUUGACCCAAAACUUCACAGAGAAGCUGGUAAAGCGCUUCCUGUCAGCAGAGAAAGGAAGAAACGUUCAGGCCCGUGUUGCCGUUGGGCAGUACAGUGACACCGCUAAGCUAGAAGCUGGCUUUUCUACCAAUUACACUGUAGUGGCUGCUCAGCUCGCAAACGCCAAGUUCCAGAAUGCUGGCACGCAAGUGACCGGGGCUCUCAGUUUCGCCGUUAACCAAUUCAGGGGAAGCCGGAACAGGAAGAAGAAGCUGCUGCUGUUUUCAGAUGGGCGCUCACAAGGCUUGAGCACUAGGCAAUUAGAAGAGGCGGUAGCGGAAAUUAACACACAAGGCAUUGAGCUUUAUGUUCUGGCUGUUGAGAAUCAGCUGAACCAACACAACCUGCAAAUCUUGGCAAGCCGUGGACGGCUCGAUGACAACAUCUAUGCUGCCCGCCAUCUAAUUAGGGCUCCUGACUAUCGCUCCUUGCUUAGAGGAGUCUUUUUCCAAACUGUGUCCCGGAAGAUUUCAUUGGAUUGAGUAGAAAGGGCAUGUAAUGUCUUCUCAAUAAGCAGGAGCUGAUCGGGCAGUGGGAGGGUAAAAAGUAACAAGUACGUAGCUGGUGGGGCAAUAGAGCACACGUAACUUUUUUUUCCAUUAAAUUGGGUUCCAUAUUUCAUUUUACAUCACGUAGGGUUUUCUUUGAGUUAUAUAAGUAUGUCAUUUAUAUGCUUUUGGAAGGUAAAGGGAUUAAGAAAGAGAGUAAUUUCACAGUCAUCAUUUAACAGCAUAUACAUUUCAUAGAUUCAUAGACCAUUCAUAUACAUUGGAUUUUUUUUUAUUUUUUUUUUUAUUUUUAUGGACAACUUUUUUAUAGUACAGAAAAUGUUAAAUAUUCUUUAUUGAGAUAACGCAUACCAUCGUCAUCACCACCAUCAUCUCCUCUAAAUAUACAUGCUGAUAUUGUCUUUCUCAAGUCUAGAUCGAGUCCCAUCUUUAUCUCCUUUGUAUAUCAUAAAAUGUCACUUGAAUAUAAAUUUGGUGCUACCAAUGUACACUCAGGCUCAUUUAAAAUGCAAAAGCAAAUUUUUAAAUUUGUCAUAGUGCCUUUAAUCAAAGAUUGCUUUUACCACUGGGAAUGUGUCAGAUUUUAUAUAUGUUAUGUUUUUAACUAAGUCAUGGGGAUGCUGAAGAGGGUUUUUCAAUAAAGAAUGCUUCACCCACCAAA
Ictalurus punctatus (channel catfish) is the source of this 3917-nucleotide messenger RNA. It is a transcript of the gene col6a1, whose product is annotated as collagen, type VI, alpha 1. Bases 194 to 3229 code for a protein of 1011 amino acids. Lineage: Eukaryota; Metazoa; Chordata; Actinopteri; Siluriformes; Ictaluridae. The record is from RefSeq and is a predicted model, not a curated record. The transcript has 35 exons.